ACUCUCGGACUUUUAUUACAAAGGUUUUAGCUGGAUUUAUUAAACUUUGACAAACUGCAACUUUUUCGAAACAAACCACUGUGCGCCGAUAGACUUCUAAAAAUAAAAUCAACUACUAAAUUUAUGUUGUUUAACCAUAUUUAUUGUUUGCUACCACACGAAAGAAAAAAUCAAAAUUAAGGGUUCUCGUGAUUAUCUAAUAUUCAAGUAGGCUCCGUAGAAGCAAACAUUAAACAUUUCCUACAACGCAAAAGAAAGAAGCAACAAAAAACAACAACAAUAACAGCAAUAACAGCUGUUGACCAUCAGUCAAAAACGAUUAAAACGAACGCAUUCAUAAUUAUCGAUACCAUAUAAGCGAAGAGUUGAGAAAGGGAGAAGCACGAGAAAAAAGGGAAAAGCGAAAAAAACACAAAGAAGAAAAGGGUGUUGCCUAGGCCUACAGCCCCAAAUCGGAGACGUUGGUGUGAGGAUUUGGAAAAAUGUCCGUAAGACUUUUGACAGUGCGACUGGUCAAACAUGGUCGCUAUAUUUUGCGCAGCUAUUGUAAACGCGACAUACAUACCAACAUUUUGGAACAAAACCAAUUAAAAACAAGAAGCAAGCGAGGCGUUCCCCUAACUUCCUCCUCGUUCAAUGUCAUCAAGAAUGCCCCUCAACAGGUAGCACGAUCAGCUCCUAGCCCUGGGCAAACGGUGUUAGCUCCCCGAUCAGCUGCCACAAACAAUCUCUUUCGAUUCGGUCAGCAUGCCCGUAAACUAUUCAUUGACAACAUAUUAAAUCGUGUUACCACCAACUAUUCGGAGGAUUUGCGUCAACGAGCCACUCGCAAGCUGUUCUAUGGGGAUUCGGCACCGUUUUUUGCUCUAAUCGGAGUUAGCUUGGCCUCGGGAGCUGGUGUCCUUAGCAAAGACGAUGAACUAGAAGGCGUUUGCUGGGAAAUACGAGAAGCUGCCAGUCGCUUGCAGUCGAAUUGGAGUCGAGAUGAAAUUUCCGAAAACUUAAACAGCAACUUCACCGUAGAUAAUCUAGAUGUCGGCCCAGCCAUAGCCAAGGGAUGUGCUGCUGUCGUUUAUGCAGCCAAUUUCAAGCGGGAAGAGGGCUAUAAUCAAUUGGAAGUACCACCUCCAUCAUCCGCGCUUGAAGAAACAUCUUCACCAGAUGUGGAGAGUGUGGCUUUUCCUAUGAUGUCACCAUUGCAGAAUAUGUCGCGAUUUGUACAUAAUUUUGGAGGCUCCGCAGAUAAUAUCUAUAGAUAUUCACAAUUUACGGCAGCCAGUGAUGAUUUCGUAGAGUCGGAGCGACUUAAGAAAGAGCAUGUGCGAGAGGAAUCAGUUCCCAGACCCAGACUUGAGCCGUCCAGUUUAAACCGCUACCCGUUGGCCCUGAAAAUGAUGUUCAACUACGAUAUCCAAAGCAAUGCCUUAUCCAUACUUCGGGCCAUGUACAAAGAGACAGUACCUGCCCGACAGCGUCGCAUGAAUCUGGCCUCUGAGGAAUGGGAGCGAUUGCUUCAACAUCAAACCCUGUCAUUGCCCACUCAUCCAAAUAUUGUCUGCAUGUUUGGUUUCUUUUGUGACGAAGUACGUAAUUUUCCUGAUGGUCAUCUACUUUAUCCAAUUGCCCAGCCCGAGAGAAUCAAUCCUGAGGGUUUAGGCCGCAAUAUGUCGUUGUACUUGCUGAUGAAACGCUAUGACCAUAGCCUGCGUGGCCUUUUGGAAAGUUCUCAUAAACUGAACACCCGAUCCAAAAUUUUGCUCUGGGCCCAAAUGCUGGAGGCUGUGACACAUCUAAGCCGCCACGGUGUUGCCCACCGGGAUCUUAAGUCGGAUAAUGUCUUAAUUGAAAUGCCUGAAGAUAAUUCUACGCCAGUUUUGGUACUAUCAGACUUUGGCUGCUGCCUGGCGGAUAAAACGCACGGCUUGAGAUUGCCUUAUGUGAGCCAUGACAUAGAUAAGGGUGGAAAUGUUGCCCUAAUGGCUCCAGAGAUCAUCAAUAUGCAACCAGGACCAUUUGCUGUCCUUAAUUACAGCAAAGCUGAUCUGUGGGCCUGCGGGGCAAUGGCCUAUGAAAUCUUUGGCAUGCAGAAUCCCUUUUAUUCGUCUGGCGGUGGUGCCUUGGCCCAAAAGCAGGGUGCGCUCACUUAUUCGCUUAAAAAUAGCGACUACAGACAAGAGCAACUACCACUAUUAAAUGAUACCUGUCCACCACUUGUGCAGCAGUUGGUCUACAAUAUACUUAAUCCGAAUCCCUCGAAACGUGUUAGCCCCGAUAUUGCAGCCAAUGUAAUGCAAUUGUUUUUGUGGGCCCCGUCCAAUUGGCUAAGGGCAGGCGGCAUGCCCAACAGUGCCGAGAUUCUUCAAUGGCUUUUGUCCCUAACUACCAAAAUUAUGUGCGAGGGACGUCCCCAAUUUGGUCAGAAAAUGUCAGAAGCGCCGGUUGGCCGUCGUCCCUAUGUGGAAUAUUUGUUAAUUUGUAGUUUCCUGGCUAGAGCUCGCUUGCGACGCAUUCGUGGUGCUCUCAACUGGAUUCAGAACGUUGUCGCUGCGUGAAGAGAGCCAAACAGAACGGCAGAGCCCAAUCAGCCGAAGGAUAUGAUUGUUAUUUGAAAUUCAAAAGAAGAGAGUCGAGAUAAUGGGGAAAAGCGUGUGAUAAAACUAUAUAUUUUACAUACAUAUAUAUUUAUAAACAUUUCAAAAUUAA
This is a messenger RNA of Drosophila willistoni, 2703 nucleotides long. It is a transcript of the gene Pink1, whose product is annotated as serine/threonine-protein kinase Pink1, mitochondrial. NCBI's taxonomy places the organism in Eukaryota, Metazoa, Arthropoda, Insecta, Diptera, Drosophilidae. The transcript has 5 exons. The record is from RefSeq and is a predicted model, not a curated record. The coding region runs from base 483 to 2552 and encodes 689 amino acids. Gene Ontology annotation, molecular function: protein serine/threonine kinase activity; ATP binding. Gene Ontology annotation, cellular component: mitochondrion. Gene Ontology annotation, biological process: regulation of apoptotic process; positive regulation of mitochondrial fission; autophagy of mitochondrion.